UCAAUUGUGCGCACGUUUUGGACUUGAAAGCUGCACUUCUACAGCUAGCUAGGCGGAAAAUCGGUUCCCCCCUUUUUUUUAGAGAGGAAAAGCCAUCUUGAGAGUACUUAGAAGUGAGGAGGGGUUUCGCCCUUUUGUUCUAGUGUGAUAUCUAGUGGUGGCAAUAGUGGCUAAAGGAGCCUUAAGGACUCCAGCGCGGAUUUCCUUCGCAUUGAAGACAGGCAGUGCGUGUGUGUGCAUCCACAUUUUCAGGAAUUCUCGAGAACGAAGAAAAACGGGACGGAGGAUUAAAGUAAGCGUGAACGAGAUUUUUAUCUGUGAAUGGUUCAGUAGUUAACUGUAUAGCAGGAUUGAAAAACGGUUUACCACGAAUUUGGGCGAGAUUCAAGCUAGUGAAGAAAAAAAAAAAGAGGUGUGGAAGGUGGUUGCAAAAAGUUUGCGCUUCGGUUCCCUUGAUACCCAGUUCGAGCCAGUAGUGAAAAAAAAAAAAAACGUCUGCAGUUUACCAGAAAGCGGUGAUCCCUGUUCGUGAGGAUUGAAGUGAAACUGGAAAAAGCAAAAAUGUGAUCUGCUGCGUGUGGAUUCGAAAAAAAACGGCGAGGAAAAUAAGGGUCGCCGGUGAUGACAGCCCAUCACCAUCGUCAUCACCAUCACCAUCAUCGCACUACGGUCCUUUCACGGUUCCAGGCUCAACCAGUCAUCUCGGGAGAUGCCGACCGAAGGAAGUUCUAGAGCAGUGGCAGCAGGAUCCCCGAGGGAGCAGGGAAUACCGUGCUGCUGAGUGUGCAAUUAAAAGGUGAUAAACAUGACGUGAAAAAACUGUGAAAUUUCCAUCGCCAGCAGAAAGCGGAACUAUACUUAUUACGGGGAAACAUCUGCUCGGAACUGCCGAACCAGCAGAGAGGAGUGAAGCUUCUCGGAAGAAGGAAACCGUGAUCACAUGCAAAACACUGCGAUGGAAAGUGUGAGAACGAGUAGUACACAUUUUUAAUUACAUUCUUAAUUGAAUCUGACCGGUAGAUUGCUAAAAGUGUGCACCAGAAGGGAUUAUAGCUUCAUCAAGAAAAUAAAGCUACGAAAUAGCAUUCAGCUUUCUUAGUGAUACCAACCUGUAGUGAAAGUGUGUAGUAGCAUUAUUUAAGGCACUCGAUUGAAGGACUGUGCCACCGUUUAGUAGAGGUUAAUUGGAUUAAAGCCGAAGCUUAAUCUCACGCACAGGCGGCUAUCGAUAGCGAAAUAAAACUAUAAGCAUAUUCAUGGAGUAUAAAAAUAAAACUACUUGUGAACUCUAGCAAACCUGACCUCAGGCUCACGGUUGAAGGGAGUGGUUCCACGCGCGCGUCCGUUCCUAACAAUAAUAGCCAUACCGACGCCGCCGCAAAGACUCGUGAAGGAAGGAGCUAUGCGAAAAAUAUGAACAGCAAUCGAGAAAAUAAAUAGAAAAGACCAUCCAGCGGGAAAGAUUUGUGGUGCUAAGGUUAAGAACGUGUCGUUAUCGCAGCAGUGAUCAACCGUAUGGCAACUACUAGGUGAAUAAAAUAGUGUGUGAUCCCAACUCUGGUGAAGGAAAAUUUUCGGUGUGUUUGUGUGGGUGUAGGGAAUGAAAGAAUACUCGGAGGAAAGUUCAAGUGUUGUAUAUAAUUUUAUCGUCAGCUUAUAUCCUUCGUUAAUAGUAAAUUGAUUGGAAAAAGGUGUGUGCGGUGGACGGUUUUGUGAGCCUUUUUAUUACUAGACAUAAUAAUACAUAUUUCACCGCGUACAACAUAGACGCUCUCGACUCGAAAUACACACAUACAUACAUUUUCACGUGGACGGAAGAAAUUGUGGACGGUCAAUCGAGGGAAAACUGGGACGAGAGAAAAAAAAAGGAAUUUCGAAUACACAUUCACCGGGAGGCGUCCAAAAUCGCAGUCAUCUCAGGCAUGAAUAACGAGAGGUGGUGUGUGGUGCAAUAAAGAAUUCACACACAGAGACGCAUAACGAGUGCUUGCUCCAGGGCUUCCUUUCUUGACAAAACGAUCCUUCCGCAGUGAUUGGCGAACCGCCUACGAAGCAAGCCUUUGAAGAUCCGUCGCAAUAGUGAUAAUUAGUGUAAACAGAAGUAAUGUAUCGUGCAGUGCUGUUCAGUGCUACCGUUACGAAUUACACGGAAAUGCCUUCAUCGAAUCGGUGAAUGCCCCUCUUGUCGGCAGGUGCCAUGUCAAAAACUGCGCCACAACCACCAGCAUCUCUGUUCGAAUUGCCGUUGUCGAGAAGCCCAUCGUCGACGUCGUCAUCUCAGUCAUCGUUAGCGCCGUCACUGUCGUUGAGCUCAUCGGCGACCUUAUCGCCACAGCCACCGAUAUCCUCGUCGCGAACCUCAUCAGUGUCGCUCUCAGUACUCUUCAUUCGGAGUGGUGCUCUGUUCGACGGUCGUGAGGCAACAGCAAUCCAGCAGUUAGAUGGCCCUAUGGUGGGCGAUCGCGACCGAGAGCGUGAAGCGGUGCGCUGGGAACUGGGGGAAACUACGCCACCCCCGUUUAAUAAUGGUGGGCCGGGAACCAUGUGCAGCGGUCCAGGAGCGCCGGGCAGUUCACUGCCAGGCGGAAGCUUCGAUGAUGGAACCAUCAACACAACAACGAACAUCGGAGGCUUUGGGGGCGGAGGAAGCAGCUCUGGUGGCUUCGGCGGAACUGGCCCACCGGGUGGAGGAGGAACAGGAGGCGGCGGUGGUACUUCGGGCGGUGGCGGAAGCACGAAGGAAGUUCGCUACGCGCCCUUCCCUGUUCAAUCUCCGACACAUCCUGCCUCUGCAAGUUAUACGCAAAUGUCUCAGGCACCGCUGCAAAGGGCACAUUCCAGAUCUAUGUCAUCAAUACCACCGGAGCCCUUCAUGAUAAUGCGCUCGAAGGCGCUCAAUCGACGUGUGUUAAUCAAUGUAGGUGGCGUCAAACACGAAGUCCUAUGGCGAACACUCGAACGGCUGCCUCACACACGACUCGGGAGACUGCGCGAGUGUAACACGCACGAAGCAAUAUCGGAGCUAUGCGAUGACUACUCACUGAUAGACAACGAAUACUUUUUCGAUAGACACCCGAAAAGUUUUAGUUCAAUGCUUAAUUUCUACCGCACCGGCAAACUGCAUCUGGUGGACGAGAUGUGCGUGCUGGCGUUCAGCGACGACCUCGAAUACUGGGGCGUCGAUGAGCUGUAUCUGGAGUCCUGCUGUCAACACAAGUACCACCAACGAAAGGAGCACGUUCACGAAGAAAUGCGAAAAGAAGCGGAAAGUUUGCGUCAACGGGAGGAGGAAGAAUUUGGAGACGGAAAAUGCGCACAAUAUCAAAAGUACCUCUGGGAGCUCCUCGAGAAGCCGAACACUAGCUUUGCCGCUAGGGUGAUUGCCGUGAUAUCUAUUCUCUUCAUAGUAUUAUCUACGAUAGCUUUGACACUCAAUACAUUACCGUCCCUGCAAUCCGAACAUAACGGCACCUCCCAGGACAAUCCCGAGCUAGCGAUGGUUGAGGCGGUGUGCAUCACCUGGUUCACGCUCGAAUACGUCCUGCGGUUUAGCGCAUCGCCGGACAAGUGGAAAUUUUUCAAAGGCGGCCUCAAUAUAAUCGAUCUGUUUGCCAUUCUGCCCUAUUUUGUGUCCUUGUUCCUGUUGGAGACCAACAAGAACGCCACGGACCAGUUCCAGGAUGUGCGCCGGGUGGUGCAAGUCUUUCGCAUCAUGCGCAUCCUGCGAAUCCUCAAGCUGGCCCGACAUUCAACGGGCCUGCAGUCGCUUGGCUUCACGCUGAGAAAUUCCUACAAGGAGCUGGGUCUGCUAAUGUUGUUCCUGGCAAUGGGCGUACUCAUAUUUUCGUCCCUGGCAUAUUUUGCUGAAAAAGACGAGCCUCAGACCAAGUUUGUAUCUAUACCCGAAACAUUUUGGUGGGCGGGAAUCACCAUGACCACGGUUGGCUACGGGGACAUCUACCCCACUACUCCGCUUGGAAAAGUGAUUGGUACCGUGUGUUGCAUAUGCGGCGUACUGGUAAUCGCAUUGCCCAUUCCUAUCAUCGUUAACAAUUUCGCUGAGUUUUACAAGAAUCAAAUGCGGCGGGAGAAGGCCCUGAAGCGGCGCGAGGCACUCGAUCGUGCCAAGCGCGAGGGAAGCAUCGUCAGCUUUCACCAUAUCAAUCUUCGCGAUGCCUUCGCCAAGAGUAUGGACCUGAUAGACGUCAUCGUCGAUACUGGUGAACAAAGUGACCUGAUGGAAUCACCCCCUGAAUCGGUUGUGGUCACACCGUUGGCCGCCAGACGACGACAGCCACCGCUAUCAUCCAGAUUGGCAGAGUUGAACGAAGAGCUACGAGCCGAAUCACCGAGGCACAAUCUCUCGACCGGGGAUGGAAACAGCACCGAAGAGGGCGAUUCAAUGGGCGGUGGCCGCAAUCCUGCCAUGACCGGUGUUGGCUGCUAUAAAAACUACAAACAUUCCGCCGGAUUGAGAAAGAGAGGCAAUUCACAGUCCGAAAACUACCCGCAAAACUCUACUGGACCUAUGGACACCGAUGCGGCUCCACCCUACAGCCCAACCAUGCAGCAGCACAAUAUGAUGAUCGACAUGGAUGCAACUGAGGAUCAGCAACUGAUCAUGCAAGAAACUCCACAGCAUGAGCCUUCUGUUAUGAUGGCUACCAGGGCGUACUACAACAAUCAAUGGAGCAACGAGGAAGUAGAAGAACUACGACGUCAAGUUGCUAUAGAAACUUCUUCCACUAGUAAACGGGACAAAUCCGAUACUGAACUGCCAUCCGAGUUUGAGUGUUGUUUUUGCACGUCAAAGGAGUACAAAGAGUUUAUCGAUGCUGAAGGUUUAAUGCCACUUCCAACUUCCGACUUCCACACGACGGUCUGCUUAGAGAUGCGUAUGCUAAAGAAUAGUAUGAACAAUAACUGUAUAGCCCCACCAGCACAAUUCGGUCCAAGUACAAUAUCAUAUCCAUAUCCGUAUGUGGAUACACCAAUCAAACAUUCUAAUAACUGUAAUAAUAAUAAUAAUAAUGUGAAUAGUAACGCGAACGGUACCAGUAACAACAAUAACGCUAGCGUUAGUAAUAACAAUAGUAAUAGUAACAAUGGUGAUUUAGCUAGUGUCGAUAGCUCUGAUACAUACGCUAGUUGUCAAACGCAUCCAUUCCUAUCACAAGGUGAUCUAACAUCCGAUAUUGUAGAUAUGUCAUUCGACUUAGAUACGCUAGAUACGAACAAUCUGUACAUAAAUCCACUGGAGAAAGAUUCUCAACAGCAACGUUCUGUAGGUAGUCGAUCGCAGGUGAAAAAAAGUGCUUCCGGAGAUACUGGCCUGAGAAGUUUGGGAGCCAGCCCGAUGGACGACGAAUAUAAGCAAUUCCAGGCCUCGUUCGAUACGUCUGAUCGGGGCAGCCGCGUCAGCCUGAACGAGACCCCGGUGCCAAAGCAUCGCAAGACCCGCUUCCAGCAGGGUGCCACCUCGGCAGCGCUGGCCGCUGCUGCUAGGCCUAAAACCCGCUUCGAGAAUCUCAAAUCCUCGAUCGAAAGCCUUGAAGAGGCGGGCGCGGCUGCUACAGCUACAGCUAGCGGUGGCAGUUUCAUCAAAAAGACACGAAGAUCUUCCUUCAUGCCAGCCAAAAGUAUAGCCUCGGCAACCAAACUCAUCAACCAGCACCUGUUCGGUAUCCAGAAUCCAACGCCAAAAGGUAAAGAUGAUACUAAAAAGUUAUCGUUGUCCAUAGAUUCGAUAGAAACGUCACCUCAGUUAGAAACACAUCGACGAUCGAAAUCGAUCCUUAAAAAUAAAUCAGAAGCGUCGAGACUUUUGUCCGAUCCAGAAAGCGAAAGACUAUUGGCUGACAAUAUGUCUGGAUCCGGGGUCUCGGAUAACGGUGCCAAUAUGGGGAGCGACUCAAAUACUGACUACUCCGGAAGCACAAUGAUCGCAACCUCCAUCACACCGAUAGCACAACGACACCGUCUAGUGCACCAGCGUUCGACACCUGCCUCGUUGGGCAGCAGAGCACCGGCCAAGUUCCAGCAGCCACGCUUCUCCCAAGAGGAUUUUGCCCGGCAGAGCAAACCACAACUCACCAGGGGCGUCGGUGUCGGUACGUACGUCGAUCAUCUUACCGGUGAUCGCCGGCUGGACACAGAGACUAGGGAAAGUAGCACAGAAUCGGAAACGGCAUUCUCAACAUAUCUUGCAGCUAGUAAUAGUAAUAAUAAGGACAAAACAUCGUUCGCCGGUAGUAGUUUGACGUCGAGUGAUGAAAGUAAGACGACCACCAGCAGGGGGAAUUCGGUGGAAAACCACGGCGGAAGUAGCGGCUACGGAGCAUCGUCAUCGUAGCAGGAAGCUUCCAGAACCAACCUCAACGAAAAAUAUUGAAGCUAUAGAUAAUGUUAAACCGGAAAACAAACCUGUAAAUAUGCCACUCUACACGUGAAACGUACGGAACACACUACACACUAAACCAAAGAGAGCAACAAUUCAGAGGGAAACCCUUUUCGAUAAUGCAAUCAACAAAUUGAAGCAUGUGCCGACAAAAACAGAAACCAAAAACCAUUGUUAAUGUAAAGUUAGAAAAAAGGAAAUUAAUAGUGACAAAACAAUUGCAACACAAACUAAACUAAGAUCUUUUAAAGACAUUCGAACUAGGAAGGUAAAAAAAACACUUAAUUUUAAAUUCAACAGCAAAGGAAUAAACGAAGCAAAAACAUUAUAUCACUUCGAAAAACAGAAAAAGAAAGUAAACGUUUAUGUUUACAAGCAAAAUGAUAUUAGUCGCAACACACUGAUCGUCAAAUGCAUCGAUUAUUCGUCAAUCGCACUCUACUAGGCUAAAGGGUAUUUAUAGUAAUAUAAAAAGUGAAAACAAAGAAAAUAAAAUGUUACAAAAAAGGAACGCCUGUCCAUAUUCUAGUCAUCGUAAGCUCAGAGAGUGAUUCGUAGUGACAGCAGCAAACAGCAUCAGCCGCAGCAGCAGCAGCAGAAGCCAGAGAACAAGCAACAUGCAAAGUUUAUAGUGCACUUUUAGCUUCAGCGAAGCUUCACCGCAUCUUGUCAUUAAUUAUUGUGAACCGCCUACACCCACUAGCCUGUAGGAACCACACGGAAUGGGAGAGCUACAGUCCGCCAUUCAAUACCCGCCCGCCCGGCCAUUGUACCGCCGCCACACGAUCCGAUAGAAGUACGCAAGUAUGGCUGUUUGUGCUCUAGGCAAGAUAAAAACAAAGUCUUUGUAUAUAAUCAAUUUUAUUACCAAUGGAUUUAGAGAGAUAUAACAAUUUUACUAAGGCAGCGCGCUAGAGAAAUUGAAAAUUAAAAGAAGAAAAAAAAAGAUACAAACGAUUGAAAAGACUUGAAUUUGAAUCUAAGUUUUAUCUCUUGUUUUUCUCGAGAAACCCAUCUGACAGAGAUGAAAAUAACUGAUAAAUUUUCGAAUAAGUGAUAUUCGUUUCUAAAAGAAUACAAACUUUUGAUUGUAUAUUUAUUCAUCAAAAACAUUUAUGGAAAACUGUUUGUAAUACAUUCGAUAGAGCAAAAUGCAAAAAGAACCUACAUUUUCAGGACAAAUACGGGGAUGUAUAAAUACAAAGACGUCAAUAAUUCCAGCUAUCCUUAUAGAUACUAUACGCUAUAAUCUUUAUAUCGAUGAGUGAGAUGCCUCUUCAUUACGUAAUGUGCUCGUCGUUGGAAUCGUUCUUUAGUGAGAAUUUAAACGCUAGGAUCAUUUAAUUGAAGCUAAAAAAAAACAUACCUUCAGUUAUGAUUUGAAAUGAAAUAUCGGUUGUGAGCGACUUCAAUUUCAUUGAAUGUUUUCUAACAUGUGAGGUUAACGUUAAAGAGACAGAUUGCUAAAUGAAUUCAUUUGUAUUGCACUAAAGUGGUCAACAGUAAGAUACUUUCAACUCUUUAAAAAAAAAAGGCGCGAAGCACAGUUGCAACCUAUUAGCGAUAAGCGAUGCGCUUCCCGAAGAAAGUCGGUUAACAAAAUGAAAGCAAAUUGAUAUUAAAGUUUGUAGUUCUUAUCAUAAUGAAAACUCAUUUUGAUUUCAAUUUUCACGACAUUAGUCAGAUACCAUAUUGCGUUUUCAUUAUGCAGUCAAUACUUUUUGAAUUAAAGCAACUUAACUUGAAGUUCUGCUGUUAACGUCUUGUUUUAAAUUUAAUUUAAGCAUCUGUCGUUGAACUAACGAUUAUUGUUUAUUUGUUUUGUUCAACACAUUUUAGAUCUUUCAUUACUUGCCCGGGGUGAGAUUUGAGCUCAAGUUUUUCAGCGUGAGAAGCAUGGAUGCUAACCAUUUACGCCAGGCCCGUACUCAGUUAAACAUUAUGAAUGCAAAAUCAGAUAACAAAUUGAUUUCUUUGAAAGCAAGAUUAGCUUUCCGCUUGAUUCAACAAUGUAAAAGUAUGCUCUCAUUUUUGCUGUGUUAACCGUUAAGUCAACCAAAAUGAGAUCAACUGGAGUAUUCAAAAUAAGUUACAUUAUAACAGCAAAUUUUGAUUUCAAUUUGAUCUCCAGCUUUGCUCCGGUUGUUGAUGAUGCUCACUCCAUGAGCAUUGAACGUUAGAGAAAAUAAUACAGCCAUCCCCCGAAGCCACUGAGUUGCACCCACCGCUUUUUCUCGGCGGGGAUUGAACCAGUCGGUCUGAUUUUUUGCAUGUGAUUAGGGUCAAUGGAGAACUAGUCACUCGCAGAAAAUCAGACCGCUUGGUUGAAAACCCACCGAGACAAAGCGGUGGGUGCAACUCAGUGGGUAACGCGUUCUUCGGGGAAAGCUGUAAAAGCAACCAGUGCAAGUCGUGUUUGCUGUGUCCCGUUCCGAAUCUAGCCGUUACUGAUAUUUGGACACUCAAUGACGGUCAAACGGUGCCCAAAUCACGAUUAUUGUCGAACUUGCAUGCACCUCGGAUUUUCUAUCGCAAUAAGAUAGUCAAUAUCAUAAGAAACAGGUUUUGGAAGGCUAUAAAAUAUUUCGUCUGCAAUUUUUUGAAAAAAAAAUUAGUGGAGGCGCAUGGUACUUUGUUACUAUGAAUGGUCAUAAUUAUGUUUUAACAAGUUUAAAAAUGAUUUAUUCCUAUAAAUAUACACUCCGCUGCUCGUUUUCAUUCAAAAUGAAGACUGUUGUAAGCAGCAACGCAACUCAAGAGCUUAUUAUUAUAUUUUGAUUUGGUAAUAGACACCUUGUAGUUUUCCCAAUUUUUUGAGAAAUGUUUGUGAAUCGCUUCGAUAGUUUGUUUGGAGAAGUACGCUAAGCCUUUUUCUUUGCUGUUACAAAACUCCGCCACAUGUUUGUGGAUGAUGCGGAACUUAGGAGUGAACGGAAGUUGAGCGAAUUUCCACGCUUUGCAGAACUCACUGAUGCGUGUACCGUAAUUCUCUCGUAGUUUUGCCCCAAAACAAGCAUCCAUAACGUUCUGCAGUAUCUCUAGCACACUAACAUACUCCUUCAUGGUUUAAUCACUGUUGUCCAGCAAACUUCGCUUCACCAGGAGACUGCGACAAUGCUUUCCUUGAUGCGUGAUCCAACAUUGUGCUUAAUCUGGAUUAUACUCCGAAACCUUAUCAGAAAUUCACCAUACCUAAAAGAAGUUGCAACGGCGGAGGUGGGCAAACAUCUAAGAUCAAUGUUUCGUUUUUUUUUUUCGUGUAUAAGAGGUAUUUGGACGCAGUUGAAGUACUUUUACGAUGCUCUGUUUUCUUUGACGAAACCAAUUGUACGCAGCGCUCCAAACUUCUCACCCAAUUAAUUAUUUUUCACUGUGCAAAAAGCACAAUGAAAAGUAGGGCUGUUGCCCAUCACACCUGCUAUUAUAUUAACGAUCUUUAGAUCACCUAGAAGAACAUUCAAAGUUAAAACCUACCGAAUAAAUCAAAUAAUAUUGAUGUGUCGGUGAAAAGUGCAUUCACCGUACCGAGUUCUAGUUUCGACCGAAUUGUGUCUACAUUUGCAUAGUUCUCCUGAACAUUUUCAACAAGCGUGAGGAUAAAACCAACAAUCAAUACGAAACUAACGAUUUUAAAUUGGCUCACUACUUGACUAGCCUAUUGGUCCCAAGCAAACGAUUAACGUACCCCAUUCUAAUCGAAAUUCUAGUACUACGCAAUGUUUGUUUUGAUUUGCUAUGAAAGUUUGACAGAUAAAAUGAGGGGUUAGUGGUUUUUCCUAUGUUUCGAGGGGUGAAUCGACUAGCUUGGGACCGAAGAGAGUACCAGAGCUGAGCCAAAAAGUUGAGCACGUUAUUUCGGGACCUUCUAGUCUUAGAGUUACCUCUAUGAUAAAACAGCGCUUAACUCCAGAGUCCUUGAACUCUGACUGGUAAGAACUCUGACUGGUGUUUAUCUUCAAUAAUACGGAUGAAUUUUGAGCGAGCCUUGGCCGCCGUCGAUUCCCACUAGCAAACGUCCAUCCCGUAUGUUUCGUCGACCUAUCAAGUAAUCAAUGAAACCAAAUACUGAUCGACAAUAAACCAAUUCUCGAUAACUUUUUCAAAGGUACGUAGCAGCUUGUGUGAACAAUGUAUUUGAUCGUCGAUUUGGCGUAACUGGCAGCUCGCUCACACAUUCU
Molecule: messenger RNA, 10575 nt
Organism: Ochlerotatus camptorhynchus
Lineage: Eukaryota; Metazoa; Arthropoda; Insecta; Diptera; Culicidae
Product: potassium voltage-gated channel protein Shab-like
Exons: 17
Coding region: 2174-6352 (1392 amino acids)
Biological process (GO): potassium ion transmembrane transport; protein homooligomerization
Cellular component (GO): membrane; voltage-gated potassium channel complex
Molecular function (GO): protein binding; delayed rectifier potassium channel activity
Source: RefSeq, a predicted model, not a curated record